Molecule: messenger RNA, 1293 nt
Organism: Ilex paraguariensis (yerba mate)
Lineage: Eukaryota; Viridiplantae; Streptophyta; Magnoliopsida; Aquifoliales; Aquifoliaceae
Source: the annotation of a GenBank genome assembly
AAUAUGUAUGCUGGAAAUCUUUCUAAGAUGAAUGCUGGUGCCCUCGCCAUAGCUGUACCAGGGCAACUUGCAGGCCUUUACACAGCAUGGAAACAAUAUGGAAGGCUCCCAUGGAAGAGGCUUGUAUCACCUGCUGAGAAUCUUGCUCGUAAGGGAUUCAAAAUUUCACCCUAUCUCUUCAGACAAAUGAGAAUCACAGAAUCAUAUAUCAAGGCAGAUAAGGGACUUCGUGAAAUAUAUGCGCCUAGGGGGAACCUCUUGCAGUCCGGUCAGACGAUCAGUAACAAGAACCUAGCAAAUACGCUCUCUGAAAUUUCAAAAUAUGGCAUGGAUGCCUUCUAUAAUGGAUCAAUUGGACGUAAUUUGGUUACAGAUAUUAGGAAGGCUGGUGGGAUAGUGACAAUGGAGGACUUGCAGAGCUAUCGAGUCAAAUUUAGAGAACCAAUCGUUGCAAAUGUUUUUGGGUUUAAAGUAUUUACUGUGCCGCCUCCUGCUUCCGGGGGUGCAGUAUUGAUACUUAUGCUGAAUAUUCUUGCUCAAUAUAGUCGUUCUGGUCUUUCUGGCUCUCUUGGGGUACACCGUAUAAUUGAGGCUUUGAAACAUGCACUUGCUAUGAGGAUGAAUCUUGGUGAUCCGGAUUUUGUUGAUGUUUGGAAGGUUCUAUCUUCUAUGAUCUCUCCAAGUUUUGCAGCAAGGUUGAAGAACAGUAUAAAUGACAAUAAGACGUUUGAUUCUGAUUAUUAUGGUAGCAAGUGGGAUCAGGUCCAUGAUCAUGGCACCACUAAUUUAUGCAUAGUAGAUCGUGAGCGAAAUGUUGUUGCCAUGACUACCAGUAUAAACACUUUUUUUGGAUCAAAAUUUUUGUCACCAAGUACAGGGAUAGUCCUUAACAAUCAAAUGAAUGAUUUCUCCAUCCCUACUGCCACUGUUUCACGACCAGCACCAGCAAAUUUUAUCCAUCCAUCCAAAAGACCAUUGUCAACUAUGGCACCUACCAUUAUCCUGAAGGGUGGACGCUUGCGGGCUGUAAUAGGCUCAUCUGGAGGAAUGGCAAUACCUGAUGCGUUAUAUCCUAAUGUGCUGUAUUAUGAGAAUUUCAAAUCCAUUUUUGGAGACCAGUAUGAGGCUUCUGCACAGACAAGGGCAGCCCUACAAAAGAAGGGCCAUACAUUACGAAGCACUUAUGAUUGGACCAUUUGCACAUUUAUAGUUCGAGAGUUCGAUAAUUCAAGUUCUGGUAAGCUUGUGGCGGUGAGUGACCCGAGAAAGGGUGGUUUUCCAUCUGGUUACUGA